CUGACUCAGGAUCGUCUUACCCAGGAUCAUCUCAGUCAGCCAUGGGUCGUCCUGGGAUUCAGAUGUGGACAUGGACACUGUGUGUUUUCUUCAGCUGGAUGUGUGUGGGCAGAGCAGUGGCGGGACCGCACUACAUGGUCGCCAUUCCUGCGACCCUUGAAGCCGGAGCUGACACCAAAUUCUGUGCGAGUCUCCUGCAGCCCAACGAGACUCUGGUCAUGACCAUCACUCUGAAGUCCCCAGAGGAGAAUACAACCCUCCUCACACAGAUGUCCAGUACUGACUUUCAUACCUGCACUCAGUUUAAGGUUCCUGUAGUGGAGAAUGAAGAGGUGCAGAAUUUUGAGGUGGAGGUACGAGGAGACACUUUUUACUCAAAGGAAGUCAGGAAAGUCCUGAUCAAAGUCUACCAUCCAAUGACAUUCGUCCAAUCAGAUAAACCAAUCUACCUACCUGGCCAAACAGUGCAUUUCAGAGUCGUCACACUGGACUCCAAGUUGAGGCGUGCUGAUCGGCUGUACAAUAUCAUCGAAAUUGAGGAUGCUCAACACAACCGGAUUGGACAGUGGCUCAAUGAAACGUCCAAUGGUAGGAUAUUGCAGCUUUCAUACGCCUUGAACUCUGAGGCCCGUGAAGGGACCUACCAAGUUAUUGUGACGAUCGGGUCUGAUAAAAUACAUCACACCUUCAAGGUAGAGAAGUACGUUUUGCCUAAAUUUGAAAUAAAAAUAGAUGCAUCCUCUGAAGUAAGUAUUGAUCAGGAGGAAAUCAAAGCUGAAGUAUGUGCAACGUAUACUUUCGGACAGCCUGUUCCAGGCAGUGUUGAAGUCGAGAUGUGCCGACCUCUAAGUUACUACAUUGGGAUAAGUCGUCAAUACUCCCCUGAUCAUCCGGAGGGAGUCCCUGAUGUAAUCGCCCCAUGCCACGUCGAGACAAAGCAGGCGGACAACAAAGGCUGCGCCACAUUUAUCUUCACAAUGUCAUCUUUUACAAAAAUUGCGCAAAAGGCCUUGCGAGAUGAACUGCGGCUCAGGACCAAAGUGGAAGAGGAGGGCACAGGUAUCUCACGUGAACAAGAGAUGAAAAUAUCGAUUUCAUAUGUCAUUGGAAAGCUGUCAUUCACCGAAACGCCCACGAUUUAUGAAGCAGGAUCAAACGUGGAGGGAAAAGUUAAAGCGGUUCAUCACAACGACACACCCAUUACCGACAUGCCGCUGUACCUGUUUGAGGGUCAAACCUGGUCAGCACGGCGGAUACAGAAUCUCACAACUAACAGCGAUGGUGUCGCCACUUUUUCAUUCAGCACGGCUGAACUUAAUGGGGACAUCCAACUCCACGUUAGCAGCUCGCCUACAUUAGACUUCCCUGAUUACAGAACGGCGUUCUAUGAGCGUGGAAAGCACUCCGUGUCACUGGCCCAAGUCUCGACUCUACAUACUAAAACAAUCAGCUCCCUGGAGGUGAAGAAGAAGAAUGAUCCACUUCCAUGUGACAAAGAAGAAGACUUCUCCAUCCAAUACACUGUGGUAGGAGAGGCCCAGGGCUCUGUGGAUGUGAUGUAUGUGGUCUUAUCCCGAGGAGCUAUCGUCGAGCAAGGACUUCAACGGGUCGAAGUGCAAGAAAUGUCAUUGAAUGAGGGCGAGGUGUCCUUCAAGCUGAAAGUGUCCCCGGAGAUGUCACCAGUCAUCCAAGUUGUGGCUUACGCCGUCCUCCCCAGUGAGAAUGUGAUCGCCAACAGCGCUGAGUUCUCCGUCGAGAAAUGCUUCGGUCACAAGGUGUCACUGGAGUUUGCUCCGUCCUCGGCUGUCCCUGGAGAGCAGACCAUCCUGCAGGUGACGGCGCAGCCCGACUCUCUGUGUGGUGUGAGCGCCAUCGACCAGAGCGUCCUCAUCAAGGAGCCGGGGAAGACUCUGGAAGCAGAGAAGAUUUUUGACCUAUUGCCCGUCAAAAAAACCUCUUACAUUCCAUACAAGGCUCAAGAUUCCUUUGAAUGUUUGCACGUGAGACCGAGAAGAUACGUUUUGCCGUCCCCCGAUGAGCAAAAGGAUGCUCAUAGCGUUUUCAAGAAUGUGGGGAUGAAGAUGGUGACAAACCUGGCUAUCCGAGUGCCUUCGUGCCUCAAGUACAAAGGAAGAGAAUACCACCAGGGCCACGGCUAUGGUGGCGGUGGUGGUGGCGGCAGGUAUUACGAUGAUCCCAGCGGAAGAAGAAUGAGCUCACCACAAUUGGGGAUGGCUGGUUCUCCGGGAGGUGCAGCACCUGAUAAUUCACCAAUAGAGACGGUCCGCACUUUCUUCCCUGAGACCUGGAUAUGGGACCUGGUGGAAGUCGGAGACUCUGGAACGAAGGACGUGUCCCUCACCGUCCCAGACACCAUCACCACCUGGGAGACGGAGGCUUUCUGUCUGUCCCCUCAGGGUUUCGGCUUGGCUCCCCGUAAAAAGAUCACCGUCUUCCAGCCCUUCUUCCUGGAGCUCACUAUGCCCUACUCCAUCACGGGGGAGCACUUUGAACUGAAGGCGACCAUCUUUAACUACAUGACCAGCUGCAUCAUGGUCCACGUGGCUCCAGCUCCCUCCUUAGAAUACACCCUCACCCCCCUCUCUGGGGACAAGUACACUUCCUGUUUGUGCGGGGGCGAGCGCAAGACCGUGAGCUGGACCAUGGCCCCCUCAGCCUUAGGGGUCGUGAGCGUGUCGGUGACCGCCGAGGCUCAGCCGUCCCACAUUUCAUGUGACAACGAGAUUGUGAAAGUGCCAGAGAGAGGUCGCAUCGAUGUGGUCACAAGAUCUCUCAUAGUGAAGGCUGAAGGAACCGAGAUGUCAAAGACCUACAACUGGCUGCUCUGCCCGAAAGGAGAGACUUUGAAAGAGGAAGUAGACAUUGAGCUCCCCGAGAACAUGAUUGCUGGAUCAGCCCGUGCUUCAAUAUCAGUCCUGGGUGACAUUAUGGGUCGAGCCCUGAACAACCUGGACGGGCUGCUGAGGAUGCCGUACGGUUGUGGGGAGCAGAACAUGGCGCUCCUCGCCCCCAACAUCUACAUCCUCCAGUACCUGAGAAACACACAGCAGCUGACCUCAGCCAUCACGGACAAGGCCACCAAGUUCCUGACCAGCGGCUACCAGAGGCAGCUGAACUACAAGCAUUCUGAUGGCGCUUUCAGCACAUUUGGAUCAGGAACCGGGAACACCUGGCUGACUGCUUUUGUGGUGAGAUCGUUUGCCAAAGCCCAGUCCUUCAUCUUCAUCGACCCAGAGAAUAUCGAAGAGUCGAUGAUUUGGCUGAAAAGGAAACAACAAGAGAACGGCUGUUUUGAACCGUCAGGAAAACUCUUCAACAACAGAAUGAAGGGCGGAGUGUCUGAUGAAGUGACUCUCAGUGCAUACAUCACUGCUGCCUUCCUGGAGAUGAACACGUCCAUCGAUGAUCCUGCAGUGAAUAAGAGCCUGUCUUGCCUCAGAGAGUCCAUCGGUAACUUCAGUAACACCUACACCACGGCUCUGCUGGCGUACGUCUUCACCCUGGCAGGAGACAUGGAGACCCGAGCUCACCUUCUGACGCACCUGGACUCGGUCGCAAAUCAACAAGGAGGUUUCCGCCACUGGUCUCAGACAGCAACACAAACGUCGGCCUCUCUGUCUGUGGAGAUCAGCUCCUACGUGAUGCUGGCUAAACUCGGCGCCUCUCCGACCGCUGAAGACCUUGGCUACGCCACCCUCAUCGUUAGAUGGCUGACGACCCAGCAGAACUACUACGGAGGCUUCUCCUCCACACAGGACACAGUGGUGGCUCUUCAGGCUCUGGCUCUCUACUCCACUCUGGUGUUCAGUCCUGGCGGUUCGAGCAUGGUGUUGGUCCAGUCUCCCAGUGGCCCGCUGACAUUUGAUGUGGAUCAGCACAACAAACUGCUCUACCAGGAGAAGCUGCUGCAGGACACGACAGGAAAGUUCAGCCUGGAGGUGAAAGGCACUGCAUGCGCUGUGAUGCAGAUUUCUCUUCAUUAUAACAUCCCAGUUCCUGCUGACAUCCCAUCUCUCAGUGUCAUGGUCACCAGUGAGGCCGUAUGCACCAACAAAAGACCCGAACUCUCUUUAGGGUUCUCGACCCUAUAUAGUGGAACUGAGCCCACUACAAACAUGGUGAUCCUGGAUAUCAAAAUGCUCUCUGGGUUUGUCCUGGACCCAAAGUCUUUGAGUGAUCUCAAACGUGCCCUGCUGGUGGAUCGAGUUGAACAAAAAGAGGACCACGUUCUGGUCUACAUAACGGAGUUAACGAAGGACAUACCCAUCAAACACAGUAUUCAGCUCAUACAGGAGGUCCCAGUGCAGAACCUGAAGCCAGCCGUGGUCAAGAUAUAUGACUACUACCAGCCAAGUGACCAGGAUGACGCAGAAUACACCUUCCUUUGUGCUCAAGGGUGAAGUGUGGUCAGUACGCCAGCCGUCACUUGAUUCCAUUAUAAUUUCAAAAGAUACGUUUUAUGUUCCUUAACAACACAUAUUUGCCCGUCAGUGUUCGAGCACAAUCCCUUCCAGCUGUGUAACUACUGUAUUAAG
Messenger RNA from Anoplopoma fimbria (sablefish), 4556 nucleotides. RefSeq names its product alpha-2-macroglobulin-like. Gene Ontology annotation, molecular function: endopeptidase inhibitor activity. Lineage: Eukaryota; Metazoa; Chordata; Actinopteri; Perciformes; Anoplopomatidae. The record is from RefSeq and is a predicted model, not a curated record. Gene Ontology annotation, cellular component: extracellular region.